CCCAACUUGAGUUGGCUUUCGGCUUUACCUUUCUAGUUUCUUCUAUUCUCCUUCGCCUUUCUGCCCUCUUCCGCUUUGCUGCUGAGCUCAUCUUCCUUUUCCUUCCAUGGCUGCUAUGAUGCUCUUAGCACUCUUUCUGACCCUGUUUAGUGGUCGUUCUGAUGGUGCUUGGUGUGUUUGUAGGCAAGAUGCGAGCAACACCGCCCUUCAGAAGACCAUAGACUAUGCCUGUGGAGCUGGGGCUGAUUGCAAUCCUAUUCUCCAGAAUGGCGCCUGCUAUAAUCCCAAUACAGUGCUUGCCCACUGCUCUUAUGCUGCUAAUAGCUACUACCAGAGGAAGGCUCAGGCUCAGGGAGCUUGUGACUUUGCAGGAACUGCAACAAUAUCCCAAACUGAUCCAAGUAACAAUGGCUGUUCUUAUCCUUCCUCCCAAAGUUCAUCUGGGAGUAGCAGCAGCAGUCCUGGUACAGGAAACUCAACACAGAGCCCUGGCUCAGCUUCAAGUUCAACUGGCUUUACUCCAACCCAAACUGGAACAGGAGGAGUUCUGGGAGGUCUUGGCCCUUCAGGAACUAUCACUAGUGUAGAUGGAAGUGAAGCUGGUUUUCUCCCAGAUCCAAAGAUUUUCUCUCUGUUUCUCAUCAUUUUACUCUCUGAUUUGGUUUUGCUGAUGCUCUGAUUGAAGAAAAGAGAGAAAGAAAAUGCCUUGAUUAGUUAGAAGAAGUGGGUUUUUGAUUUCUAAUGGUUAUUGCGUUGACUUAUGAGCUAUGGUAGUGGUGGGUGGGGUAGGUUGGUGUAGUAGAAAUUUUAAGUGCCUUGUUAUGUUUCAUUUGUAAAUCUUUCCUGGAGGGUACUUCUAUUGAUGUUGGUGAUAUGAGAAUAUUUAUAUUUUUGUUUUUUUUAA
This is a messenger RNA of Dendrobium catenatum, 904 nucleotides long. RefSeq names its product PLASMODESMATA CALLOSE-BINDING PROTEIN 3. The transcript is spliced from 4 exons. The coding region runs from base 107 to 679 and encodes 190 amino acids. Lineage: Eukaryota; Viridiplantae; Streptophyta; Magnoliopsida; Asparagales; Orchidaceae. The record is from RefSeq and is a predicted model, not a curated record.